CAGCAAGCCAGAGAAUUUUUAGUUAUGGCAUUUGCCAUGCUACGGCCCAUGGCGACUCAUCUAGCGUACCCGGAUGUUGCCAUGAUGUCCGAGGAUGAGGAGAACCGCAGCGAGAGCGACGGCAGUUCGGAGCAGAGCUACGGCUGCUGUCCCAGUGCGGAGAAGCGGCGGCAGAUGUCCACGGUGAGCAGUGUGGUGAUAGUAAAGCAACGGAACGCAGCCAACGCGCGGGAACGCGACAGGACGCAGAGCGUCAACACUGCUUUCACGGCGUUACGGACUCUUAUUCCCACCGAGCCGGUGGACAGAAAGCUAUCAAAGAUUGAGACUCUGCGCUUAGCCUCCAGUUACAUCUCACAUCUGGCCAAUGUGCUCCUUAUAGGGGACGGAGGAGAGGACGCGCAGCCGUGCGUGAGCGCGGUUUACAGCGCGCAGGGGGACAGCGGAGGAAAGCAGCCGCGCACCAUAUGUACUUUUUGCCUCAGCAGCCAGAGAAAAGGGAUAAAGGACGGGACUGACUGUGUCCGUAUGCGGGGUAUCACGUCAUUGCGCGUGACACGCCGGUAGCAGCGGCAGCGGCGCGUGAGAUAAAGCCGCAACUCAGGGAGCACGAGAGUUGAGCGAGACUCCUCGCGACGGAGAUUUUCGGAAGAGUCGCCAUUCAAACAAGAGUUAAUUUUGAGUUUUCUGUACCUUUUCAUUGUGUGAUUUGUAUAAAGAUAUGAACAUUUUAAAUGCAGUGCAUAUUUUUUUUUUCUUUUUCGUUUUCUUUUUUUGUUAAAGAGAAUUUAUACAUUUUAUACCCAAAUUGUGAAAACACCAUGGUGAAAUAAAAUAUAUAUUUUU
Molecule: messenger RNA, 846 nt
Organism: Carassius carassius (crucian carp)
Lineage: Eukaryota; Metazoa; Chordata; Actinopteri; Cypriniformes; Cyprinidae
Gene: tcf15
Product: transcription factor 15
Exons: 2
Coding region: 25-567 (180 amino acids)
Biological process (GO): developmental process; regulation of transcription by RNA polymerase II
Molecular function (GO): RNA polymerase II transcription regulatory region sequence-specific DNA binding; DNA-binding transcription factor activity, RNA polymerase II-specific; protein dimerization activity
Source: RefSeq, a predicted model, not a curated record